Messenger RNA from Rhodamnia argentea, 630 nucleotides. Its product is annotated as calreticulin-like. Bases 1 to 630 code for a protein of 209 amino acids. Gene Ontology annotation, molecular function: calcium ion binding. The transcript has 6 exons. The record is from RefSeq and is a predicted model, not a curated record. Gene Ontology annotation, cellular component: endoplasmic reticulum membrane; endoplasmic reticulum. NCBI's taxonomy places the organism in Eukaryota, Viridiplantae, Streptophyta, Magnoliopsida, Myrtales, Myrtaceae. Gene Ontology annotation, biological process: protein folding.
AUGACCAUGAUGGACAAGAAGAGACAAAGUAGAGGUAGAGACGCAAGCAAGAUGACUGACUUGCAUGUGAGAGCCAUUUGUAGUCCCAUGGAUGCAGAAUGCACAUCAAGAUUGGACAUUGUACCAGAUAUCCGUGGCUACAGCAUCAAGAAAGUUAAUGCAAUUGUCACUUACAAUGGACCUAAUCACCUGAUCAAAAAGGACGUCCCUUGUGACACAGAUCUGACUUGUAUAAUGACCUACCCGGAUAACAUUGGUGGCCUGAAGACUGGGUUGACAGAGCCGGUUCCUGAUCCUGAAGAUAAGGAGCCAUUCUUGGUAUAUGACAUCCGAAAAGAAAGACCAGAUCCCGAUGCCAAGAAGAAAACCAAGAAUCCCAACUACAAGGGAAUGUGGAAGGCACCAAUGACUGACCAGGUAAACCGUGGAACCUUGUUCGACAAUGUCUUGAUCUAUGACGAUCCUGAGUAUGCCAAGACGGUUGCUGAAGAAACAUGGGGCAAGAACAAGGACGGAUGUGGUUUUGCUCUUUUUGAUUUUUACUUAUGGAAACAGUACGAGUAUGGGCUAUUUUUAGUGUUUAAUUUUCCUUUGCAGGCUGAGAAUAAAAGAGAGGAAGAGGCAACAUAA